Caenorhabditis sp. 36 PRJEB53466 is the source of this 579-nucleotide messenger RNA. The record is from the annotation of a GenBank genome assembly. NCBI's taxonomy places the organism in Eukaryota, Metazoa, Nematoda, Chromadorea, Rhabditida, Rhabditidae.
AUGUCGAUUAUACAAAAAAUUGCGGAUAUCGAAGCCGAGGUAGGUAGAGCUUGAAAAUAGGGCUGAAUAUAAUAAAGAUAUGAUUUACAGAUGGCCAGGACCCAAAAGAACAAGGCCACCAACGCUCACUUGGGUAUUUUGAAGGUUUGUACGGAGUUUUCUAAACUUUUGUAGAAAAUCGCUUCAAAAAGUGCAGACUCAACAGAAAAAGUACUAACCUGAAGUAGAUUUCAUCCUUAUUAAAAAAAAACAAUUAGGAUAAGGCUAAAACUGUUUCGUCGUGAAAACGAGUAUGAGAUUUAAAACGCUACAAAAACACAUUCAAUAUUGGAACUCCCCAAAUUUUCAGGCGAAACUCGCUAAACUUCGUCGUGAAAUUAUCGCCCCGAAGGGAGGAGGCGGUGGACCCGGAGAAGGUUUCGAUGUCGCCAAAACCGGAGACGCGCGCAUCGGAUUCGUCGGUGAGUUUUCAUUUCGCAUAGAAAAUCUUCAUUAUUAUUCGAAAAGUUCACAAGAUAAACUUGUUAGGCACACGGGGAAAGAGGGUUGGAAAAGUGGACAAUCUAUAGGCAAAACUAG